GCAGAGUGCCCCGAGUGGGGGCAGCGGGGAGAUGUGGCGGAGGAUGUGUGCCCCACUCCUGCGGGGCACCCUCCUCACCAUUUCUGACGCCGCCCAGGCCUUGGGUUUCCGCCCAUCCUGUGAGUGCCUCAGCUGUGGCCAUGCCAGGCCCACUGUCUGGCUGGGCUAUGAAGGGUUUGGUGGACACCAGGACUGCUGGUUCUUCCCCUUCCUUCCUUCCUUCCUUCCCGCCCAUUUGGGUGCUUGUAAACCUUUGUUGGAGGAGCCAGUGGCUAGGGCAGGUCUGGUUUGGGAAGGGCUCAGCAGCCAAUGGGGGAACCCAGCGAAGUGGCCCACCAGGGUGCGCUGGGACCCACCUGGAUCUCUACCCUUAGUCCAAGCUCUUCUAGUCGGUGAGCAUUAUCCAGACCCACCUGGCUAGCCACCGCCCAUCCCGGCACGGAGAGCUUUGGGAUGGGACUUCUCCUCGGACAGGCUGCUUUGUCAGGGAUGCUGGGCAACACACCUGGAGUUAGGGUGGCACCCACCUGCGCACACGCUAAACUAACCCCUUGUGACAGCCCAGCAGUCUCCUUGGACUGGCUCUGGAACUCAACCCCAGCCCUGCACGGGGAGGUUAAAGGGUCUCAGAGGGCCUGCACCUUGCACACCUGGGCUGUAGGGUUCAGGUACAGGAAGGUCCAUGGAGUCCAUCCUCUGUGCUUCUGCUGUGCUGUGGGGCCCACAGGUACAUCCGCCCAAGGCUGCAGCGCAGGGGCCUGGAGCCUGCCUUCUGCAUGGCAGUGACCCACAGUGGGUUCCUGGUGAGGCUGGGGGUGGGGGGAGGUGGAGUGUUACGAGGUGACCCGAGGUUUACUGGAGACCAGGGGCUGAGGUAGGGGCCCAGCUUCCCCUCUUUGUGCUUCUGGGCUGGGCAGCUCCUUGAGCCCUUGGUUUCCCAGCAGAGGCACCUCAAGAAUGUGGGACAGGUGCCCCCAUAGAGAAGGGGCAAAAGCACCGCCCACCUACAAGCCUGGGGGCCGAGGGAGAAGUGGCUGAGCUAGAGAACCUGGGACCUCGUCCUCCCUUACCAGGCAGGGAGGCGUGACCUGCCUUAGGCCAGUGAGAAGGACUAGGCUGUCAGCUCCCAAGCCUGCUGCUGCCCUCUGGUGCCUGCUCUUGGAGCACAUACUUUCCCCGGGGCCCACCAGUCCUGGCUGACUUGGAAGUGGAGGGAGCGAAGCACUCGGUUCCCCUCCUCUCCUUGCCCAGCCCUCCCAGGCCUCAUGGGCUCCGGCUCCCAGUGGGUCAGUGGCACCCAGGGCCCCUGGAUGGGCGCUGACCCUGGAAGGAUGUAGUCAGGGCAGAGGCAGCCUUGGCUUCCCCACCCAGGGGUGCUCCCUCCAAGCCUCCUCCUAAGCCACACCUCUCCACGACCACAGCAGUGGCCUCGGGAGACGGGGGGGCCACCAUUAGUGCCUCCCCAUCUCAGGUACGGCGCACACAAUGGUUAGGGCACACGGGGAGGGAACAGCUGUGUCCUUGUCCCUGGGGAAACACCCUAGAGGUAAAUCACAGCCCUGUCCCUGGGCAGGGCCCAGGAAGGUCCCCAGGGAGCAGGUACGAAGUGUUGCCAUGGGGACUAGGGGAGAGGCUGGCGCGCCUGCAGCCCCCACGUGCGCGGAGCCCCGUUUCCAAGAUGCCCCCUCAGCCCUCAUAGGUCGAGACCCUGGUCUUGACCUGGGGCUGCGUGACUGCGGGGGCCCGCCUGGAGAAUCUGGGGACUCCGGUGGGGCGGGGUGGGGCCGCUGGCUGGGACGCUGCAGGGGCGCCUUGGUCGGCACUGACCGACAGAUGGAGGGAAAGGCGACGCAUUGCUUCCGGCCGGGGCCGGAAGUGCCCGGGGAGUGGCUAUGUGUCCUUGGAGCGCCAGAACCCGCUUCCGGCCUGAGGCCGCCGCAGUCCUCGGGGGUGCCGGCAGGUGGCGCUGGGCCCCGGGAACCCAGCACUGGCCGCUGGCUUUCAAGCAUUCUGGGAGCUGCAUCCGGCUGCCUCCCUCCCUUUUCUCCUUAGCCAUUUCCGGUUUUUUUUUUUUUUUUUUUUUCAAAUAAGCCCUGGGGCCUCCGGGCUAUCUUAAGCCAGCCCCUAGUGCAGGGGAGUGGCGAUCUGGCUGAGACACAGGCCCGCACAGGCCUACAUGUCCCGGCAGGCCUCGGGAGCAGGGACCCAGUGCCUCGUGGGAGUUGUAGUUCUCUGCAUGCAGAGGCGGCGGCCCCUGGCCGGCGGAGGACUCGGUUUCCCAGAGGGCCGAGCGCGGCGUCCCGGCAGGCGGCGCGACCAAGAUGGAGGCAUCCGGGCAACGGUGAGCUGUCGUCCCUUCCCAGAGGAGCCCCGCCGCACAGAAAUCGCGUCUCGCUUGCGUCUGACCCCAUGGAGAGCACGCAGAGCCGCCCCUGUCUGUCGGUCCCCCUCCUCAGCGGGUGCACAAACCACGGCUUACCCUGCGCCAGGGAAGCUUGGUGGAGAGAAGCUGCUGGUAGCUGCCUGCGGGCGGUGCUGAAGGGUGAGACUGGGCCGUCCUCAGCCUGGGAACCAGCCCCAGGGCUCCCAGUCACACCCAACAAGGGUUGCUGCCUGUAACAUUUCUCUGAUGCACUUGAAAGGUUGCGGAGGGGCGGAGUGUUACAGGAGAAAUGCCCAUUGGAGGUGGCUGCUGGUCUGCUGAAGGCUUGCCUCUACCCAGCAAAGCUACUUGAGAUCAUGAACACACCAGUUCCCUGAGAGCCAGAUCCUUAGGAUGCCUGGGACAACACCCAUAAACAGGAGCCAGGAGGGCAUGCCAGCCUCUGUGGAGUAGUUUCCACAUGCCAGGUGCUGUGUUAGGCAGCUCACAGACAAGAGCAGCAUAGACGGAGCAGAGGCUGCUCUGGGUCCUGGGGUUCAGAUCCUGGCUGGGCUGCUGACUGGUGAAGUCCCCAAGCAGGCCACCUGUGGCUCGGGGUCGCAGUCUGCAGCCAGGAGUUAGGACUGACUUCAGGGGACAUGGGGAUUGAGUGUGCUAAGGUGUUGUGGGCACCUGCUCCAGGUGUGUGAACCAAAACACCCCUCCCUAGGAACUGGGCGCCAUUCCACACCUUCUUCUCCGGACUGAUGGGUGAAUCUCUCCUCAACCCUCACCCAGCUACAGCUGAGCAGCUGGCCAAACAGGGCUGUGUGGGGAGAGGCAUCUGCUGCGGAGACGACCACGCCUCUGCUGAGAGGACCUGCACCAGGGCUCUACCUGCCUGGCCACCCAACCAGUUCGCCAGUGUCAGCCACAGGCACCAGGAAACAAGGGAGGUGUGGUGUGGCCCUCAGGACAGAUGGCUGAGGCAGGGGUGGGUGAGGCCGAAGGCAAGGCGGAGAAGGGGACAGAGUUGGACACCAUGCCUUCUGACACGGUCUCCCUCAGCGACUCCGACUCGGACCUCAGUCUGCCUGGCAGUGCUGAGGUGGAAGCACUGUCCCCAGAGGGCCUGCAUGGCGAGGCCGAGGGGGAUUCAGGCCCCGAUGAGCCCCCCUCGCCCCCAGCGGGCCUGCCCAGAGCCGCUGUCCAGCCUUUCCACCUAAAAGGCAUGAGCUCCACCUUCACCCAGCGCAGCCAUGACAUCUUUGACUGUCUGGAGGGGGUGGCCCACACUGGCAGGGGUGACAGUGGGAGCUUCAAGCGGCCCCUGGCACCCCCAGGCCAGUCUCCAAUGGAGGGCCCAGGCAGAGGUGACAGUGGGAGCUUCAUGCGGUCCCUGGCACCCCCAGGCCAACCUCCAAUGGAAGACCCGGGCAGGGCCAUUCAGAGCCCUGGCCCUCCAAGGGUGCCUUCCGUCCCUGAUUACGUGACCCACCCUGAGCGUUGGACCAAGUACAGCCUGGAGGAUGUGGCUGAGGGCAGUGAGCAGAGUAACCGAGCCACAGCCCUGGCCUUCCUGGGCUCCCGGAACCUGGCUGAGUCCCUUGACUAUGCACCGUCCUUCAACCAGGACCCCUCCAGCUGUGGGGAGGGAAGGAUCAUUUUCUCCAAACCAGGCCGAGCCGGAGAAGCCAGGCCUGAGAGGAACCGGGUCCUGAGAAAGGCGGGAGUGCCAAGUGCAGCUGAGGACACUGUGAAGCUGGCCCAUUUGGCUGUGAGCCCAGAGACUGAGGAGAGCAGCCCCUGGGGGGGCCUGCAGGAGGUAGGGAGGCCUGGGGGAGCCCCCAUGCUGGUGGAGACUGUUGGCUUCCAUGGCAGCAGGAAGCGGAGGAGAGACCACUUCCGGAACAAAGACAGCAGUCCCGAGGGCCCAGGGGCCGAGGUCUGAGGAGAAACUGCUCUCCAGGGCCUGGCCUUCCAAGCUACUGACCACAGAGUGGCAGACAGGGCACUGCCCAGGCCGGGGCAGCCAGCCAGCCCAACCCCAAGGCCAACCCACCUGGUGCCUGGUCCUUGGAGGGAAAUUGCUGCUCGGGCAGCUCCCUGGGUCAGGGUGGUGGAGGGGUGGAAUGGACAGCCCUUGGAAGGAAGCCUGGUGGGCACGGCCUGGAGGGGGCACCAGCAGCCCCUGCUGGGCCCUGGGUUUUGAGGCCCCCUUCCCUGGGGAGCCCUGCUGUGACUGCCCCAUGGAGGACAGUAAAGAUUUUGGGCGUUCA
This is a messenger RNA of Loxodonta africana (African savanna elephant), 4641 nucleotides long. It is a transcript of the gene TSSC4, whose product is annotated as tumor suppressing subtransferable candidate 4. The transcript has 3 exons. NCBI's taxonomy places the organism in Eukaryota, Metazoa, Chordata, Mammalia, Proboscidea, Elephantidae. The record is from RefSeq and is a predicted model, not a curated record. Bases 3342 to 4313 code for a protein of 323 amino acids.